Messenger RNA from Phyllopteryx taeniolatus (common seadragon), 921 nucleotides. It is a transcript of the gene tmem60, whose product is annotated as transmembrane protein 60. The record is from RefSeq and is a predicted model, not a curated record. NCBI's taxonomy places the organism in Eukaryota, Metazoa, Chordata, Actinopteri, Syngnathiformes, Syngnathidae. The coding region runs from base 186 to 587 and encodes 133 amino acids. The transcript is spliced from 3 exons.
UGAUAACGGAUCCGCUUUCUCUUUCCCAUCUUCCGGCGGUCGUCGAUAGAAACCCCCUGAAGAAAAAAAAAUAACCGAGUCCCGCAAUCGACAAAUAUACCGACAGUAACGAUGUAGGCCGUGCAGGGAGACGGAGAGCCUCCGAACACGCUGACGCCGUUCAUCUCCCGCCUUGCUCAGUCAAGAUGUCUCUGGCUCAGAGGGUCUUGUUGACCUGGGUCUUCACCCUGGUCUUCCUCAUCAUGCUUGUACUCAAAUUGGAUGGGAAGGUGCAGUUGAACUGGUUCCUCAUCUUCCUGCCGGUGUGGGUCUUCGACGGCAUCCUCCUGCUCAUGCUCGUCGUCAAGAUGGCCGGUCGCUGCAAGCCGGGUUUCGACCCGCGGAACGGCUCGCCGGACCUGCGCCUGCGCGUCUGGUACCUGGCGGCCGUGCUGCUCAAACUGGCUUUCUGCCUGACGCUGUGCGCCAAGCUGGAGAAGCUGGCGGACGUGAAGGUGACGUUGGUGUGCGUCCCGCUGUGGACCGUGCUGGUGGGAGCGCUGGUCGAGCUGGGCCUCAAUAUCUUUCCUGAGAGGAGAGAAGCCUGACAGGGAUGACGGAACAAAAACUCACCUCGAGAGACAUCGAUCCUCAAAUCCCACCGAUUGUAUUCCCGCAACACUACUGUGAACGAUACGCCGACUUAUUUAUUUAUACCACACGUUUUUGGUCGCCGGUAUGUUGGGUGUCGCUACUCGGUCGUUUGCGAUUGUGCUACUUGCUCAGUUAUCGUUUUGCCCGAGGUCAAGUACUGUAUUUAAUAGGUGAGGUGACGCUACAUACGAGUCAUAAAUUAAUUGCCGUUAUUUCGCACACCGAGCCGAUGGUUUCCGAUCGUUAUCGGGAGUUUCGUGGAAAUAAAUGAUGAUUCUGGAGAAAGUC